AUGUUGACAGACACAGAAACUGCUGAUAGAGACAACCUGGCAGACUACCUAGACCGAUUGGACAUUGAAGAUGAAGUCUGCCCAGAGUCUCAGUUGAUACGCGGGAACAUAGAGAAGUCUAAAGAAAGUGAUGAUGAGAGCGACGAUGUGGGGAGAAUCUCGUACUACACGGGACGUCAUAUCUAUCUUGAGAGACGCGAGGUCUUCCUCGAAACAGAUGAACCAGAUAUACACAAUUCUCAGAGCGUUUUCCUAGCACACGGGAAUAAUCAGAUUCUGCAGCUUGAUAAGCUUCCCUCCAUGGUCAAUGACUUUGAUCUCAUACGAAAGCACACCAUCGAGAUCAUUAGGACGACUGACGCUAUGACGAUCGAGCGGUCUAUCAGGCUCGGAUACCUCAGCGAUCAGGCAAUAGAUCUUUCCAAACUUCAGGAGAGAUGCUAUAAAGCAGUUCAGGCUGCUUUCAUGGCUACAGACUCUGCCUGCGAAGACCCCAAGGAUCUUGAAGAGGAUACUUUGACACCGGAAGAAGGAGCAGAGGCCAAAGUUAAGCCAGAUCAAGCCUCUUAUUGCUGCUUUAUAGCCCUUAACAUGGCUUCACGUGUACUAGAAGCUUCGACAGCAAGGGAAAUGGCUCACAAGGUCUGUAGUGGUGCCAAUUUGGAUGAUCUUAUCUUUAACAUCGAAAUAUUUAAGCCACUAACCCAAAGCGAGCCAUGGGAAGCGGAUGUGCCAGAUAAGCCGGGGUACCAUCAUUUGUAUGCACUAUUGGGGUGUCUCAUGGCUACAGCGUAUGUCCACCAGUCCUUCGCUAUUGAGACCUUCUAUCUCGACCGAGCGAUUGCCAACCUCGACAUCGCAGUACUGAAGAUGCCAAACAACCCCUUCGAGGAAUUUCGGCACUACCUACAAACGGUACGGAAGAAGGUACAGCGAUUGCAGGUCUUCUUUCAACGCAUUGAGAUGGAAGAUGACCAAUCGAUAAACUCCGUUCUCUGCGCUGUCUGCAUACAGCUAAUGCCUGUUAUUGGAUUUCAUGAGACUAAUUAUCCGUACCACAACAUGGACUUUGAGUCGAUUUGCAGGAAAGCCGUGCUCAGGUGCAGAGCCUGUACUCUGUUCAGAGAUACCACCGCCUCGAUGUACCCGCUAUUCAAAAUGUCGUGGCCAGAAAUUCAGGAAAUUAACUACAGCAAUCGAUCCGUUGGUCGGCGUUGGUUCGGAGAGACUGAUGACCUCCUAGCUGACCUCCGGUGGGGUCUAGAUGGAGCGCUCAGGAUUGAGCUUAUUGCUCGCCGUGCUUACAUGGAAGAGAAUUUCUAUGCCACAUAUGAAUUGUACUGCUUACCAGGAGUUCCACCUCCUUGGAAAAUCAUUGGAACGGGAACACAUGUUCAGUAUGAUGUUAACUCGUCGGAAACCUGGGACAUGAUACGAAGCUGGAUCGGAGAUUGUAUCAAUGACCACGAGAAUUGCAAAGUUGAGAGCGAGGAUCGGCCGUUUCCGAGCCGUCUCGUCUCUGUUGGGGAUGAAGACAUAGAGCCUCAUCUGUUUAUAACCAACCCCGACGACAACGGCCGAUACAUUGCUCUAAGCCAUUGCUGGGGUGAUAAUAUGCCUCUCAAGACCACCAAAGCUAGCUUCACUGAGUUUUGCCACAGCAUCGGCUUCGCCCGGUUUCCAAAAACAUUCCAAGAGGCGAUCAUUGUUUGUCGGAAGCUCAACAUCGAGUACCUAUGGAUAGACUCACUAUGUAUCAUCCAAGAUGAUGAGCACGAUUGGGCUGUUGAGUCUCCCAAGAUGUGCGAUGUAUAUCAGAAUGCGUAUCUCACGAUCGCUGCCGCCGCAGCACAUAACAGCAGCGAAGGGCUGUUCCACCAACGACCUUUUAGCCUUCGAAAGUCAUUCCCAACUGUCUCUAAAUAUGAUGGCAAUGUUGAAGAGGUUGAGAUCUUCGCCAGGCCGUGGGAUUCACAAUGGCAUUGGCAGAAUAGCAUUGGCGAUGGCCCAGGGUGCCGUGACACCAACCCUCUUGAGACGAGAGCUUGGACGUUACAGGAGCACGUACUAUCACGCCGAAUCCUCCGUUUUGCUGCUCACGAGCUAGUUUGGCAUUGUCGCACGGCGCAUCUCUGCGAGUGUCGUCCAGGGUCACAUGUAACUAAAGGGCCGCUCGGGCUCAUCAACCUGGAGGACUGGAAAUUAGGCGAAGAUUCCAAUGAUGACUGGCGGAUUCUGGGGCCAUUCAUUGUGUGGAUGAAUAUCAUCGGUCCAUUUACCAGGCGUGCUAUCACCCGCGAUACAGAUCGACUACCAGCUGUCUCAGGGGUAGCUGCUGCACUUGCACCUUUCAUCAAGACAGAGUAUAUCGCGGGACGAAGAUAUGCUGGCACGUGGAAGAGGGGUCAACUUCCAGACAUGAAGCAUACUAUGCGCCGACGUGGUCUUGGGCCUCUGUCAUAG
Messenger RNA from Fusarium musae, 2463 nucleotides. RefSeq lists its product as uncharacterized. NCBI's taxonomy places the organism in Eukaryota, Fungi, Ascomycota, Sordariomycetes, Hypocreales, Nectriaceae. The transcript has 3 exons. The record is from RefSeq and is a predicted model, not a curated record. The coding region runs from base 1 to 2463 and encodes 820 amino acids.